ACGUGAUUAAAAAAAACACAAAUCUCAUGUAAACGUUACGAGUUAUGAUUAACUUCAACUGUGUAUUAAUUAGAGAAGAAAUAUAGUUUUAAAUGGGAGAAUUAGAGCGAAUCUACAAGAGGGAGUCACUUCAGCUCGGGAUUCUUGUCAUUCUCUGUUCAAGUUUCAGCCAAAGCAGCUCAGGUGCUCUCACACUCCUAAACCCUCAUGAAUCUCCAGUCUCUGUCCACCCGCUGUGGGUCCGUUAUUCCUGCAGCGAUCCAUCGACGGUCCACCUGCAGGUUUUGGUCUCUUUUGACACCGGAAGCACGUCUGUGAUCUUCCAGCGUCAGUGGGAAUGUUCUCCUGGUGCUCACAGAACACGUGUUGUGAAGAUGCAUCUCCCUGACUGGUUGGUUUAUCAGCCUGACUGGAGAGUAGCAAUGUCUGACUGGGUGCUUAGCUGUUUUGUCCGUGUCUGGAUGAGCAGCAGUGUAUCGUCUGAGUCUGAGCCGGGCCGAGAGUCUCUGGCCAGCGCGGUGGAAACUUUCACCGUCCUCAGUCCUCUGAGUCGGCCGUUUAAAGAGCACCUUCUGUGUCCUAGCUGGGAGACGGAGAUGAUUUGGAAAGCUCACAGAUGGAAAUCUGAGUGUCCAGUGGAAAACGAAGUUUCCAGUUUGUUGUCCUCGCUCUACGGCUCCUCCGGGGAGAACUUUGGCAUCACUAGAACUCUCCAUCCGUUCACCAGCAGAUUGCUGGAAGGACAACGUCUCAAAUCUGUUACAUAUCCAUGGUGUGCCUUCUCUCUUUGGGUUUUAUUAGACCAACAUUGUAGAGAACAUCUGUGUGGGAUUUUACAUCACCUAAACACGCAUGAGAAUUACGCCAGUCCAUCGCUGUUACUCACACGUACAGGUCACCUCCAUGUACAGCUGGAAUUAGAGGGCGGUUCACAAUCAGCGUUUCUGUCCUCCUUCACACUUCCUUUGCACCAGUGGUGCCUUCUGAAUCUGGAGCUGACAGGAAGAACGGGGAAAAUCACGGCUGCAUGUAUUGAGGGAGAUAAACAACCAGUUAUCGAGUCAUCAGAAUACACGUUCAAGACGACGGUAAAGAUGGAUGAUACAGACGGAUAUUUUGUGGUCGCUGGAGAUAAAUUUCUAAAAGGCUUUGAAGGCUUUUAUGGUCCUGUAACAUAUUACAGAACAAGAUCACCAUCUGUUAAGCUGUCUGAGCUUCAGCUUCCUCAGAUACUGCAGAUGGUGAAUAUAUCUGGAUGGUUCCUGUCCUGUCAGCAAUUUCGGUCUGAACUUGAACACAAAAUAGCCGAGUAUUCACGUGAAAUUGCUGCAAAGACACCGAAAGAGAGAUGUGUGGAUGUAUACACUGAGCUGACACUGAAAACCAAUGCAGCAGCAUCAAGGUCACAGUGCAGCUCUGAUAAAGCACUACAGUGUCCUCAGAGACGACCGGUGGCUCGACUGGUUCAGAAAAUAAUCGACAAACACGGCUCCGUGAGUCCAGCUGCCGUCGGCCGAGCUUUGUACGUUGGCGUGCUGCGUGCGAUGGAGAGAGAAAUGAGUGUGAAGAUAUUAAGCAGGCUGAUGCCUUCUUUAUUACAAGCAGGGUGUUUAGGAGACAACCGAGCGCUCCAUCUCGCUUCUGUGCUUCACAGCAGUGGACUUGGUGUUAAGAAGCAGCCCUACAAGGCCUGGUUGUUGUCAGUAUUGGGAGCUCAGAAGGACUGGAGGCUGGCUCUUCUCCGCAUGGGGCACCUGCACCAAGUUGGUGUUCAGAGUGUAGCAGCAGAUCCUGAACUUUCCUACGCCUACUAUUCUAACAUUGCCAAGCAAACCUCAGCUGACCGUCUCAAUCCUUCCUCACAACAGACGUUUGUCGAGUCAAUAUACCUCCACGAUGAGGAAAUCCUGAAAGCCCAAACCAACGAGGAUGACGACAUCUUUCUUUGGCUCAAACUCCAGGCGCGCAAUGGCGUAGCAGACGCAGAGCGAGCAGUGGCUCAGAUGCUUUUCUGGGGUCAGCAAGGUGUUAAUACAGAUAUCCGAACGGCAGUGAGGCACUAUGAGAGGGGAGCCACCAAACUGCAGGAUCGCGUUUCUAUGUACGACUACGCCAUCGUUCUGCUGACGGGCCAAGGAGUUCCACAAGAUGUGCCAAAAGCUGUCACUUUCCUGAAAAAAGCAAUGGAACAGGGCUUCACUCCAGCCAUCACGGCUUUGGGGUGGUACUACGAGCAGUUUGAGAAGAACUACGAGCGAGCAGUGGAGCUCUGGGAACAGGCUGAUCAGCUGGAGAAUCCAGAUGCUGCAAUGAAUCUAGGAGUCUUGUACUCGCAAGGCCUUUAUCCUGGACAAGGACCCGACAAAGUUAAGGCGUAUAAGUACUUUCUGAAAUCAGCCCAGAGAGGCCACAUAAACGGGGGCAUUGAACUAGCUGAAAUUUGGAGUCAAGGUAUUCCUGGAUAUGUGGUGCGACAUCCAUCAAAUGCUGUUCUGUGGGUGAAGUGGGCAUCAGAGCAGAAUGGAUAUCUCGGAACAGCCUUGAGGAAAGGCCUGAAUGCCCAUCUUAAGGGGAAAUGGUUCAUGGCAUUGCUUCAUUACCUGAUAUGUGCCGAGUGUGGAUUUGAAGCAGCUCAGUUUAACGUAGCAUUUCUGUGUGAACAUAGUCCUCACGGAUCCUUAAAUCCAGUAUUUCUGACCGAGUGCAUGUUAAGAUACUACAAUCUCUCCAUUCAGAGCCAAGAUCCUUCACCAUACGCUCUGGUUAAAAUGGGAGACCUGUUGUAUGAGGAGCAUGCACAGGGCAAAAGAGACCUUUCACAUGUAGUCGAGAUGUACAAAAAGGCAGCGCUUAAAAACGACCCACAGGGAUGGUACAGUCUGGGGCUUCUCGUUCAGGAAGGUCACAGAUUACCACCAGCGGUACUCUCCGAACUAAAGAUGCUACAACAUUAUUUUGCAGACAGAUACACCCUUCUUACCAGCCUGUACCACAGAUGCCGAGACUCUAACAGUGACGAAGCGUACCUCCCCUGUACUCUUGCUCUGCUUGCUACACACCUAGACUCCAUACACACACAUGGACCUACUACUAUGAAGCUACUCAGCGCAAUGGCGGUUGCCGUCGCCACUCUCUCCUUUUUCAAACUCGUCCCUGUCAUCCUUCGUCAGAGGACAGUAUCAAGCCACCAGAGCUCAGGAUCAUCCGCGAACACAGAGGCACCAGAACAGGAUGAGACUUUUGCAUCCUGAGUACAACUCAAUCUGGAGAUAGAGGAAAAAAAAUAUAAUUUUAUUUCAUCAUGGUUUGAAAGACAUUCAGGAAUACCUUUUUAUUUAUUUUCAGCUUGACUGCUAAACACUAUUUAUAGUCUAAUCUUAUUGGUUGUCUUGUCAAGUCCCAGAACUAAAGCACCUUGUGUGUAUGUUGUUGUAGGAAAAUAAUCAAAAUUAAGAUUUGCUAAGAAAUAUACACAGCUGCACUUUACCUAAUUAACACAACCUGCACAACUGAAGCUCACGUUUGUACACAUCUUCUCAUCAGUAAACAUCCUGUACAGGAGGAUGGGGAUUAUUCUGUGAUGUUUGUUAGACAGGUUUAGAUUUGCACAUGUUCUGAAUGUUUGAAGAGUGUGUGUGUGUGUGCUUUCUGAUCUGCUGGUGGGAUUAACUGCAUCUGAGCUGCAUCUGUAGCAUUGAAUAAUCUUGAAAAGGAGAGAUUGAAAAGCACAGAAGACUGAAGGACAUUCAAGCAUGGUGUAAUAAAAUAAAGCGUCUACAGAAAAAA
Messenger RNA from Tachysurus vachellii, 3786 nucleotides. Its product is annotated as protein sel-1 homolog 3. Lineage: Eukaryota; Metazoa; Chordata; Actinopteri; Siluriformes; Bagridae. The record is from RefSeq and is a predicted model, not a curated record. The transcript is spliced from 23 exons. Bases 93 to 3251 code for a protein of 1052 amino acids. Gene Ontology annotation, molecular function: protein binding.